Molecule: messenger RNA, 1899 nt
Organism: Fusarium sp. VM40
Lineage: Eukaryota; Fungi; Ascomycota; Sordariomycetes; Hypocreales; Nectriaceae
Source: the annotation of a GenBank genome assembly
AUGACACUCUCCCCUCCCCCUACCCCUACCCCGGCUGAAGGCCAGAGCGGCCAGUCUGCCCAAGCUCAUGCCCAGGAUUCUGACUGGGAUCGACUCUCCGACCUGUCUUCCGAUGGGUCUUUCGUAAGCAUCAACUUCGACGAUGCUUCUCUCCCCGGCAGCGACCACCGUGAUCCUCUUCGCUCUAUGAUGGAGGAUCUUAGCAUGGAUCCUAGCGAUCUCAACCCCAACCUCUCCUCGAGUGACCUGAUUGCCAUUUAUGAAAUGCGCAAGAACAUGGAGGUUGAGCAAAAGGUCCGCCGCUCCAAGAUGUGCGAGGCAGACAAGACCAAGUUUGAGAUCUGCAUGGCUGAGCGUCGUGGCGAGGAUGCCUCCGAGCUGACUGCCAAGUUGGAGCAGAUCAAGGCCACUCUCUCUACUGCAAAUGAACGCAUCCUUACCUUCGAGGUUAUGAUUGCUGCCGCUUCUGGUAAAGCUGGAGAUGAUGAAGACGCUGAAGACGACCUUGACGGGCCCGUUCAGACUGCCCUUGAAGGACAGGCUACAUCCAGCGAUUCCAAUUCUGCCGCUGGAGGCUCUCAGCAUGCUUCUGAAGAUGCCGACGUUGAAUCCGAGGCUACCUCCGCGGGUUCUGAGGACUCCUCCGAGUACGAGUUCAGCAUCACCACCAUCCAUUACCCUGUGUUGCUCGUUGAGACUCGUCGAAUCUUGAUCACAGUUCCCUUCUCGGUCAACAUCAGGCAGAUUGCCAAUGGCAUCUCCGGCGUUGGAGGAGUCAUCUCGUUCACCAUGCUGAACACAGCUGCCAGCCACACUGCAGUUGGCAACUUCUCAGCCAUGGCCGAGUUCCGAUAUGCUGAAGCUGCUCGAGCCUACCUGAUUUACUGCUCCCGCACUGGCCUUUGGUUCAAAGACUAUCGCGGUAUCCCCCAUGGUGUCGGUGUUCUCGCCAUCAACACUCUUUCCAACCCCCCUGUCGUACACGAUGAUAACCCUGACAACAUGCGUGGAGUCAUCAUUGAGGAGUUCCCCGAGAGUGCCGUUUGGCUCUUGAUGAAUGAGUUCGGCCUCCAAUUCUUUGUCCGUGUCCGUUUCGUGCACAAGAAGGUUGGCAAGAUUGGCAGACUCGAACUCGAGUUCUGCAACACCUUCGAGGCUGCUCGAUUCAAGAGACUCAUCGCUGGCCCCGCGUACAGAUGCCUCCUUUCCAUGGACAAUGUCAAGUUUGCCAUGACCCGAUCCGAUCGCGUCGUCCAUGAAAUCAACCGUACCGUCGAAAGCGUUAUCGACUACAUUCCUGCCGACCAUCUCGAGAUUGACUGGAACAUCGCCCCCUACAACACCUUCGUGCGAACUAGCAACCAUCGCCAUGGUAGCACUAUCCGCCGUCGCCCUGUCCCCUCCAACGCAAGUGUUGUCUCCAUCCAGGCUGACCCUUCUGACUCCAUCGUUCUUGAUGAUUCCCCUGCCAUCGUCGUUCAGAACGAUGCUUCGCGUCCUGUCUUCCGUGUCCCCGAAAGCCGAGUUGCUAUCAACCACAUGAUGGGCGACACCAAGUACGCUAUUGUUGACGGCAAGAUCUAUGCCCUUGGAUCUGACGAUGGUGGUGUCUACAAGUACGUCUCCGGUGCUAAACUCCUUGAACUGAAGGAGACCACUGUCCAUCUGACCCACUGGGCCACGUUCUGGGACAUUUACUGUAAGGUGAACAACAUCAACAACCUUCGUCGUUACUUUGAAUACAGUCGAUACGCCGCCAUCCGACGUGCGGUCAACAAGGACAUGGGUCUCGAUGAAGGCGACGCCCGCACCGAUCUGGCCGACAGCCCCAUCCCGGAUGUUAUUAUGAACUACAUCAAUCCUAGCAACAGCAAUGUGGUUCACACCAACAACCAGUAG